UUCACUUCAUUCUGGCAACACGUUAAUUGUUGAGUUGUCUGAAAUCGCGUUCACCGGAGUGUGCUAAUCGAUGAAUUAAAGUAUUCUAGUAAAAUUCUACUUUAUUGAGAAAUAAGGUUAUUAAUUAAAGUUAGUCAUGGGUCGUAUGCAUGCACCAGGAAAGGGUAUUUCCCAGUCAUCUCUACCAUACAGACGAAGUGUUCCUACGUGGCUAAAAUUGUCAUCGGAUGACGUUACUGAACAACUUUGCAAAUUGGCCAAGAAAGGUUUAACUCCAUCACAAAUUGGUGUAAUCUUGAGAGAUUCUCAUGGUGUUGCCCAAGUGCGCUGGGUUACUGGAAACAAAAUUCUGAGAAUAUUGAAAGCUAAAGGUUUUGCACCUGAUCUUCCAGAAGACUUGUAUCACUUGAUAAAAAAGGCUGUUGCUGUACGUAAACACUUGGAAAGGAACAGGAAGGAUAAAGAUUCUAAAUUCAGACUUAUUCUUAUUGAAAGUCGAAUCCAUAGGUUGGCCAGGUACUUCAAGGCUAAGCGAGUGUUGCCACCUAAUUGGAAAUAUGAAUCAUCAACUGCCUCUGCCAUGGUAGCUUAAAAAUGUAAUAUUCUAAAUAAAAAGAAAGUUGUUUAAAAAAAAAA
Molecule: messenger RNA, 636 nt
Organism: Argiope bruennichi
Lineage: Eukaryota; Metazoa; Arthropoda; Arachnida; Araneae; Araneidae
Gene: RpS13
Product: 40S ribosomal protein S13
Exons: 6
Coding region: 137-592 (151 amino acids)
Biological process (GO): translation
Cellular component (GO): nucleolus; ribosome; cytosolic small ribosomal subunit
Molecular function (GO): small ribosomal subunit rRNA binding; structural constituent of ribosome
Source: RefSeq, a predicted model, not a curated record